AUGACCUCCAGAGGGUGGAAGUUCUUGGAAGUCACUGCUUGGAUGUAUUUGCCACACUCCUCGAAUGGGUUAUGUUCCUGUAAUAACCGAUGUGUACCGCUCUGUUUUAUCACAUUACUGGAUGAGCAAGAGAUUGUACAAAAACGUACUUUCACAAAAUGGAUCAACUCUCAUCUGGCCAAGCGGAAACCUCCCAUGGUGGUCGAUGAUCUUUUUGAAGACAUGAAGGAUGGUGUUAAGCUGCUUGCUCUGCUGGAGGUCCUGUCUGGGCAGAAAUUGCCUUGUGAACAAGGACGCCGGAUGAAACGAAUCCAUGCCGUGGCUAACAUCGGCACAGCACUCAGGUUCCUUGAGGGAAGAAAGAUUAAAUUAGUCAACAUUAACUCCACGGAUAUAGCUGAUGGCAGACCCUCAAUAGUUCUUGGAUUGAUGUGGACCAUCAUUCUCUAUUUUCAGAUUGAAGAGUUGACCAGCAACCUGCCACAGCUGCAGUCUCUGUCUGGCAGUGCAUCUUCCGUGGACAGCAUUGUCAGCUCUGAAACUGCCAGCCCUCCAAGCAAGCGCAAGGUAGCUACCAAGAUCCAAGGAAAUGCCAAGAAGACGUUACUGAAGUGGGUUCAGUAUGCAGCUGGCAAGCAGACUGGAAUAGAAGUGAAGGACUUUGGACGGAGUUGGAGGAGUGGAGUUGCCUUUCAUUCAGUUAUCCAUGCCAUAAGACCUGAACUAGUAGACCUGGAGAAAGUGAGAGGCAGAUCUAACCGAGAGAACCUGGAGGAAGCAUUCACCAUUGCAGAAGUGCAACUGGGGAUCCCAAGGCUGCUAGAUCCUGAAGAUGUGGAUGUGGAUAAGCCUGAUGAGAAGUCUAUUAUGACCUACGUGGCCCAGUUUCUGAAACAUUAUCCUGACAUCCACAGUGCAGGCAUUGAUGGGCUGGAGAAUGAGAGAGAAGACAGGCUAAUUUUGAAGGAAAUGAAAGUUUGGGUAGAACAAUUUGAAAGAGAUUUGACAAGGGCACAGAUGACAGAAUCAAAUUUGCAGGACAAAUAUCAGUCCUUUAAGCACUUCAGAGUUCAAUAUGAAAUAAAAAGGAAACAGAUUGAGCAUUUAAUCCAACCGUUACACAGAGACAGCAAAUUGUCACUUGACCAAGCAUUGUUAAAACAAUCCUGGGACAGAGUGUCCUCCAGGCUCUUUGAUUGGCACAUACAGCUUGAUAAAUCUCUUCCAGCACCUCUGGGCACCAUAGGUGCUUGGCUGUAUAGGGCAGAGGUGGCCCUGAGAGAGGAAGUAACAGUGCAGCAGGUGCAUGAAGAAACAGCAAACACAAUACAGCGGAAACUUGAGCAACAUAAGGAUCUGUUUCAAAACACAGAUGCCCACAAAAGAGCAUUUCAUGAGAUCUACCGGACCAGGACUGUGAAUGGGAUCCCAGUGCCACAUGAUCAGUUAGAGGACAUGGCCGAGAGGUUUCAUUUUGUUUCCUCCACAUCAGAGCUACACUUAAUGAAAAUGGAAUUUCUAGAAUUAAAGUACCGUCUGCUCUCACUGCUGGUUCUUGCAGAGUCAAAGCUCAAGUCUUGGAUAAUCAAGUAUGGAAGGAGGGAGUCAGUGGAGCUGCUUCUACAAAACUACAUCUCUUUUAUAGAAAACAGCAAGUUCUUUGAACAGUAUGAAGUGACGUACCAGAUCUUGAAACAGACAGCUGAGAUGUACGUCAAAGCAGAUGGUUCAGUGGAAGAAGCUGAGAAUGUUAUGAAAUUCAUGACCGAAACCACUGCUCAGUGGCGGAAUCUCUCAGUAGAAGUCAGGAGUGUGCGGAGCAUGCUGGAGGAAGUGAUCUCUAACUGGGAUCGCUAUGGCAAUACGGUGGCUAGUCUUCAAGCCUGGCUAGAGGAUGCCGAAAAAAUGCUCAAUCAAUCAGAAAAUGCCAAAAAGGAUUUUUUUAGAAAUUUGCCUCAUUGGAUUCAACAACACACCACCAUGAAUGAUGCUGGAAAUUUUCUCAUUGAAACUUGUGAUGAGAUGGUUUCCCGUGACCUCAAGCAGCAGUUACUGUUGCUAAAUGGACGAUGGAGAGAGUUGUUUAUGGAAGUCAAGCAAUACGCCAGGGCUGAUGACAUGGACAGAAUGAAGAAAGAGUACACAGACUGUGUUACUGUCCUGUUGGGUUUUGCAGCUGAAGCUCGUAAGAAAUUUUCUGAACCCCUGGAAGUCUCCUUCAUGAAUGUCAAGUUGUUAAUUCAAGACUUGGAGGAUAUUGAGCAGAGGCUGCCUGUGAUGGAUGCACAGUACAAGAUGAUUACAAAGACCGCACACCUCAUUUCCAAAGAAAGCUCCCAAGAAGAAGCCAACAAAAUGUUUGCAACCAUGUCUGGGCUCAAAGAGCAGCUAACCAAGGUCAAAGAAUGUUGCUCCCCACUCCUUUAUGAGUCUCAGCAGCUGCUGGUGCCGUUGGAGGAAUUAGAAAAGCAGAUGACGUCCUUUUAUGACUCACUUGGAAAAAUCAAUGAAAUUAUAGCAGUUCUUGAGCAUGAAGCACAAUCUAGUGCUCUUUUUAAACAAAAACAUCAGGAACUGUUAGCUUGUCAAGAAAGCUGUAAGAAAACUUUGACACUCAUUGAGAAAGGCAGUCAAAGUGUUCAAAAGUUUGUGACCUUGAGCAAUGUAUUAAAACACUUUGAUCAGACGAAGCUGCAGAGACAGAUUGCAGAUGUUCAUGUUGCUUUUCAGAACAUGGUAAAGAAAACUGGAGACUGGAAGAAGCAUGUGGAAACCAACAGUCGCUUGAUGAAGAAAUUCGAGGAAUCUCGAGCAGAGCUGGAGAAGGUGCUGCAUAUGGCACAGGAGGGCUUGCAGGAGAAGGGAGAUCCUGAAGAACUCCUGCGGAGGCACACUGAGUUCUUCAGUCAGCUGGAUCAGAGGGUGCUCAAUGCCUUCCUGAAAGCUUGUGACGAGCUCACAGACAUCCUCCCCGAGCAGGAGCAGCAGGGGCUGCAGGAAGCUGUGCGAAAACUCCAUAAGCAAUGGAAGGACCUUCAAGGAGAAGCCCCUUAUCAUUUGCUUCAUCUGAAGAUUGAUGUGGAGAAGAAUAGAUUCUUAGCCUGUGUGGAAGAAUGCAGGAAUGAGCUGGACCGGGAGACCAGGCUGGUGCCCCAGGAAGGCAGUGAAAAGAUCAUCAAAGAGCACAGGAUAUUCUUCAGUGACAAGGGUCCUCAUCAUCUCUGUGAGAAGAGGUUGCAGCUCAUUGAAGAACUGUGUGUAAAGCUCCCAGUCCGGGACCCUGUUAGGGAAACACCUGGAAGCUGUCACACGACCCUCAAAGAGCUUCGAGCUGCCAUUGACAGCACCUGUGCGAAGCUCAUGGAAAACCCAGACAAGUGGCAGGACUACACAAGCAGAUUUUCUGAGUUCUCAUCUUGGAUAACUGCCAAGGAAAUGCAGUUAAAAGGGAUCAAAGACGAGGCCAUCCAUGCUGCCAACCAUGCAGAGGUCACGUGUGUUGUUGACGAGGUUCGAAGUGGCGUUACCAAAAGAGGAGAGACUCUUGGCUGGCUGAAAUCCAGACUUAAAAUUCUGACUGAGGUUUCCUCUGAGAAAGAAGCCCAAAAGCAAGGGGAUGAGCUGGCCAGAUUAUCGAGUUCUUUCAAGGCUCUGGGCUCCUUACUGUCAGAGGUUGAAAAGAUGUUAAGCAACUUUGGGGAAUGUGUCCAGUAUAAAGAAAUAGUCAAAAGUUCCCUUGAAGACUUAAUCUCUGGCUCUAAAGAAGUCCAAGAACAAGCCGAGAAAAUCUUAGACACUGAAAAUCUGUUUGAAGCACAGCAGCUACUUCUUCAUCACCAGCAAAAGACCAAGAGGAUCUCAGCUAAGAAGAAAGACCUGCAGCAGCAGAUCGCGCAGGCGCAGCAGGGAGAAGGUGGCCGGCCGGGCCCCGGCAGGGAGGAGCUGCAGAGGCUGGAGAGCACCCUGGACCACGUGGAGCACAGCAGAGAGAGACAGGAGCGCCGAAUCCAGGUCACAUUAAGAAAGUGGGAACGGUUUGAAACAAACAAAGAGACAGUGGUCCGAUACCUUUUCCAAACAGGUUCCAGUCACGAACGCUUCUUGAGUUUUAGCAGUUUGGAAAGCUUAUCUUCAGAACUGGAGCAGACGAAGGAGUUUUCUAAACGGACAGAAAAUAUUGCAGUCCAGGCUGAGAACCUUGUAAAGGAAGCCUCAGAGAUACCACUUGGGCCCAAGAACAAGCAGCUGCUGCAACAGCAGGCUAAGUCAAUCAAAGAGCAAGUCAAAAAAUUAGAAGACACACUUGAAGAAGAUAUUAAAACCAUGGAAAUGGUGAAAAACAAGUGGGAUCAUUUUGGCAGUAAUUUUGAGACCCUGUCCAUCUGGAUCACUGAGAAAGAAAAUGAGCUCAAUGCCUUGGAAACUUCGUCAUCUGCCAUGGAUAUGCAAAUCAGCCAAAUUAAGGUCAUUAUUCAAGAAAUAGAAAGUAAGUUCAGCAGUAUUGCAGGACUAGAAGAAGAAGUUCAGUCUUUUGCUCAAUUUAUUACCACCGGAGAGUCUGCUCGAAUCAAAGCCAAGUUGACACAACUAAGAAGAUACUGGGAAGAACUCCGCGAGCAUGCACAGUGUCUCGAAGGAACCAUUCUGGGGCACUUAUCUCAGCAGCAAAAGUUUGAAGAGAACCUUAGCAAGAUCCAGCAGUCUGUGUCUGAAUUUGAAGAUAAACUGGCUGAUCCAAUUAAAAUAUGUUCUUCAGCUACAGAAACGUAUAAAGUACUCCAAGAACAUAUGGACCUCUGCCAGGGCCUGGAGUCCCUGAGUAGCACGGUGACUGCCUUCUCCGCCAGUGCCCGCAAGGUGAGAAGCAGAGAAUCCUGCAUUCAGGACGCCCUGGCUCUGCAGCAGCGGUACGAGGAGACGCUAAGUAAGGCUAAAGAGAGGCAGGCCGUGCUGGGGAACCUGCUGGCCCACUGGCAGAGGCUGGAGAAAGAGCUGUCAUCCUUUUCGACCUGGCUGGAGCGGUGUGAGACAAUAGCCCGAUCUCCUGAGAGACACAUCUCCGCUGACAGAGUCAAAGUGGAGGGUGAACUUCAGCUGAUACAGGCUCUGCAGAAGGAAGUCGUAUCCCAGGCCUCCUGCUACAGCAACCUUCUGCAGCUCAAGGGGUCGCUGUUCUCCGUGGCCUCUGAAGGCGACGUGAAAACGAUGAAGCUGCACCUGGAGCAGUUGGAUGAGAGAUGGAGAGAUUUACCACAGACAAUUAGCAAACGGAUUAAUUUUCUUCAGUCUGUGGUUGCUGAACACCAGCAAUUUGAUGAGCUGCUGCUUUCCUUUUCUAUGUGGAUUAAGCUGUUUCUCGGUGAAUUACAAACUACUUCUGAGAUAAGCCUGACGGAUCAGCAGGUAGCUCUUGCCCGGCACAAGGACCAUGCAGCAGAAGUAGACAGCAAGAAGGGAGAACUGCAGAGCCUGCGGAGCCACCUGAUGAAGCUGGGGUCUCUAGGCCAAGCCGAGGACCUCCACCUCCUUCAGGGCAAGGCAGAGGACUGCUUCCAGCUGUUUGAGGAGGCCAGUCAGGUGGUGGGCAGGCGGCAGCUUGCUCUGUCCCAAUUGACAGAAUUCCUACAGACCCAUGCCUCUCUCUCUGGGCUUCUCCACCGGUUGAGGGAAACAGUGGAAGCAACCAGCAGCAUGAGUAAGAAACAAUCAGAGUUGUUAAAAAAAGACCUGAAUGAUGCUAUUGCAGAUGUUAAAACCUUAGAAUCUACUGCCAUUAGUCUGGACAGCAUUCUUGCCAAAGCCCAAUACCAUCUGAGAGGCGGGAGCUCCAAGCAAAGGACUUCAUGCAGAGCCACAGCCGAUCAGCUCUCUGUUGAAGUAGAGAGGAUCCAGAACCUUCUGGGAACCAAGCAGAGUGAAGCUGAUGCCCUGGCAAUGUUGAAAAAAGCAUUCCAGGAGCAGAAAGAGGAGCUGCUGCGGAGCAUAGAGGACAUUGAAGAAAGGACGGACAAAGAGCGCUUGAAGGAACCCACCCGGCAGGCUCUCCAGCAGAGGUUGAGAAUGUUUAAUCAGCUAGAAGAUGAACUGAAUUCACACGAGCAUGAACUAUGUUGGCUGAAAGACAAAGCUAAGCAAAUUGCCCAGAAAGAUGUAGCUUUCGCACCUGAAGUCGACAGGGAGAUAAACCGCUUAGAAGUCACCUGGGAAGAUACAAGAAAGUUAAUUCAUGAAAACCAGGGUCAGUGCUGUGGACUUAUUGACCUAAUGAGAGAAUACCAGAACUUGAAGUCAACUGUAUCUAAAGUCCUAGAAAAUGCCAACAGUGUGGUUGUAACCAGAACUCCUAUAAAAGAUCAGGAGGAUCUUAAGUGGGCUUUUUCCAAGCAUGAAACUGCCAAGAAUGAAAUGAAUAAUAAACAGAAAGAGCUGGAUAGUUUUACCAGUAAAGGAAAACACUUGUUAUCUGAGCUGAAAAAAAUUCGCAGUGGCGAUUUCAUCCUGGUGAAGACAGACAUGGAGAGCAUCGUGGACAAGUGGCUGGAUGCAUCCGAGAAACUGGAAGAAAACAUGGAUAAGCUGAGGAUAAGCUUGUCCAUCUGGGACGAUGUACUUUCAAGUAAGGAUGAGAUCGAUGCGUGGUCAAAUAACUCCAUUCCACAGCUGGCUGAAAACAUCAGCAAUCUGAAUAACAGCCUCAGAGCUGAAGAACUCCUCAAAGACCUGGAGUCUGAAGUUAAAAGCAAAACACUGAGAUGGGAAGAAUUGCGUUCCAAAAUUAAUGACCUUAAGGAGUUAACGAAAAAUCCUGAAACUCCACUGAACCUUCAGUUUAUAGAAGCGGAUUUAAGGCAAAAGCUGGAGCAUGCCAAAGAAUUCACUGAAGAAGCCAAAGAAACCUUGAAAGAUUUCACUGCUCAAAGUGCACAAGUAGAGAAAUUUAUGAAUGAUAUGACAUCGUGGCUGACAAACGUGGAAGAGUCCCUGAUGAACUGUGCCCAAACUGAGACUUGUGAAGGGUUGAAAAAAGUAAAGGACACACAAAAGGAACUUCAAAGUCAGCAAAACGACAUCAGCUCUACCCAAGAAAAUCUCAAUAGCUUGUGCCGCAAGUACCACUCAGCAGAGCUGGAGACCCUGGGCGUGGCACUGACAGGGUUGAUAAAGAAGCAUGAAGCUGUGAGUCAGCUGUGCUCCAAAACUCAGGCCAGCCUGCAGGAUUCCCUGGAAAAACACUUCCAUGAUUCAAUGCAGGAAUUCCAAGAAUGGUUUUUGCAUGCCAAGGCAGCUGCGAAAGAAUCAGCUGAUCGAACUGGUGACAGCAAAGUUUUGGAGGCAAAGCUGCAGGACCUCCAGAGACUUUUGGACUCAGUCAGUGAUGGACAGAGCAAACUUGAUGUGGUGACUCAAGAAGGACAAACUUUGUAUGCACAUUUGCCCAAACAAAUGGUCAGUAGCAUUCAGGAACAGAUUACAAAGGCCAAUGAAGAGUUCCAGGCAUUUCUGAAACAGUGCCUUAAAGACAAGCAAGCUCUCCAAGACUGUGCUUCAGAACUUGGGAGCUUUGAGGAUCAGCACAGAAAACUGAACUUGUGGAUCCAUGAAAUGGAAGAAAGGCUAAGCACGGAAAACUUGGGAGAAAGUAAACAGCACAUUCCUGAGAAGAAAAACGAAGUUCAUAAAGUUGAAAUGUUUCUAGGAGAACUACUGGCUGCAAGAGAGUCUCUGGACAAGUUUUCCCAGCGAGGGCAGCUUCUUAGUGAAGAAGGCCACGGUGCAGGCAAAGAAGGACGCCUGUGCUCCCAGCUCCUCACUAGCUACCAGAACCUACUCAGGAUGACCAAAGAGAAGCUGCGAGGCUGCCAGGUGGCACUCCAGGAGCACGAAGCCCUGGAGGAGGCGCUGCAGAGCACAUGGUCCCGGGUGAAAGACAUUCAAGACCGACUGGCCAGUGCAGACAGCACCAUCGGCAGCAAAGACACCUUGGAGAGGAGGCUGGCUCAGAUACAGGAUAUUCUCCUGAUGAGAGGGGAAGGGGAAGUGAGGCUGAACAUGGCCAUCGGCAAAGGGGAGCAGGCCUUGAGGAGCAGCAACCAAGAAGGUCAGACGGUGAUUCAGGUUCAGCUGCAGACCCUGAGAGAUGUGUGGGCUGAUGUCAUGAGUUCCACUGUCCGUGCUCAGAGCACUUUAGAGUCUGUGAUCAGCCAGUGGAAUGACUACUUGGAGAGGAAAAACCAGCUGGAGCAGUGGAUGGAGUCAGUGGAUCAGAAGGUAGAACAUCCUCUACAACUGCAGCCAGGUCUGAAAGAGAAGUUUGCCUUGCUGGACCACUUCCAUCACAUCGUGUCUGAGGCAGAGGAGCACGCUGGAGCCCUUUACCGCCUCACUGCGAAGGCCAGGGAGCUGUACGAGAAGACAGGGGAUGAGUCUUUCAAGGAAACGGUGCAAGAGGAACUGAAAGCACAGUUUAAUGAUAUAGUCACUGUUGCCAAGGAGAAAAUGAGGAAAGUGGAAGAUACUGUGAAAGACCAUCUGAUGUAUUUAGAUGCAGUCCAAGAGUUCACAGAUUGGCUCCAUUCAGCAAAGGAGGAACUCCAUAGAUGGUCGGAUAUGUCCGGAGACUCCUCAGCCACCCAGAAAAAGUUGUCCAAGAUUAAGGAGCUGAUAGAUUCCAGAGAGAUCGGUGCUGGCCGCCUAAGCAGAGUGGAGUCGCUGGCCCCUGAAGUGAAACAGAACACAGCUGCCAGUGGGUGUGCGCUCAUGCACACGGAGAUGCAGGCCCUGCGCGCCGACUGGAAGCAGUGGGAAGACAGCGUGUUCCGCACGCAGAGCAGCCUGGAGAACCUGGUCAGCCAGAUGGCCCUGUGCGAGCAGGAGUUCUCGGGCCAGGUGGCUCAGCUGGAGCAGGCCCUGGAACAAUUCGAUGCCCUCUUGAAAACCUGGGCUCAACAGCUAAGCCUCUUGGAAGGCAAGAACACGGAUAAGGAGAUAGUGGAAUGCUGGCACAAAGAACAAGAAAUUCUGGAUGCUCUACGGAAAGCAGAGCCAAGGACAGACGAUCUCAAGUCUCAGCUGAAUGAACUUUGUCGAUUUUCCAGAGACUUGAGUACAUACAGUGGAAGAGUUUCAGGCUUGAUUAAAGAAUACAACUGGUGA
This is a messenger RNA of Lepus europaeus (European hare), 9153 nucleotides long. Its product is annotated as nesprin-1-like. Bases 1 to 9153 code for a protein of 3050 amino acids. Gene Ontology annotation, molecular function: protein binding. The record is from RefSeq and is a predicted model, not a curated record. NCBI's taxonomy places the organism in Eukaryota, Metazoa, Chordata, Mammalia, Lagomorpha, Leporidae. The transcript has 54 exons.